This is a messenger RNA of Kluyveromyces lactis, 4614 nucleotides long. RefSeq names its product Ras family guanine nucleotide exchange factor CDC25 (gene CDC25). The coding region runs from base 1 to 4614 and encodes 1537 amino acids. The transcript has a single exon. Gene Ontology annotation, cellular component: plasma membrane. Gene Ontology annotation, biological process: Ras protein signal transduction; positive regulation of GTPase activity. The record is from RefSeq and is a predicted model, not a curated record. Gene Ontology annotation, molecular function: guanyl-nucleotide exchange factor activity; protein binding. Lineage: Eukaryota; Fungi; Ascomycota; Saccharomycetes; Saccharomycetales; Saccharomycetaceae.
AUGGAAAGGCCACAGGACGAGGGAAUGAAUCCUCCAAAAGCUGGAUUGUCUACAAUUAUAAAACCUUUGGACAUAGUGAUAGCGCAGUAUGACUUUAAUCCGCUAAGGAAAUCUCAAUUACGGUUUUUUGCCGGUGAUAUUAUCUACGUUAUAUCGAAGAGUGACUCAGGUUGGUGGGACGGUAUUUUAUAUUAUAAUAAGAGCUUGGUUUUGAGGGGCUGGUUCCCCAGAAGUUAUACUAAAUCAAUAAAGGAUACCAGUUCAAGUCGGAAGAUAUUUCCUCUGAAUUACCAUGGCAGCAAUGCUUUUAAUAAUAGGCCUAGUAGCCAUGGGUCACGGAGGAACAGUUUGAGGAUAGGCAGCCCAUCUGGGAAUAUGAAUAUUCGUUCUACGUCUGGGUCAAGAAGGGGAUCUUUGGUGAGUACCGGGAACUUUAGAAGGAAAAGUCUUGGUACGACUACUUUCCACGAUAAUCAUGAUAAUGCAAUAAAUAGUGGGCAAACGCUACUGUCGACGUCUCCUUCAAAUUCUGCAAGUAGUGUCAAUAAUUCUAGCCCGUCAUCGCAUUUGAAACAGGAUUACCAAUUCGAUAUGAAUCGCAGAUCCUUCUCUCACUCAAGGAGCAAACCAAAUGCAACCUCCAAAUCAAGAAGUGCAUCAACUAGCAGUUCUCGAAACUCUUACUGUCGUUCAUCUGAAUCUUUAUCCAAAGCGCGGUCUCAUUCAGAAUCCCGUAACUCAGAUCAUUCAUACAGUAAACAUUCUGUAUCGUCAAUACGGUCCCCACAUACUCUUCAUGAGUCAGAAAUCAACAUUCUUUCUACUAAAGAAGUUGAAAUGCUCUUAAAUAACAUGUCAAGACAAGAGGUUGUGCCGGUAUGGACCCCGGUUUUGACUACAAGCAAUAAUUUAUUAUACUUCAAUAAAGAAAUGAACAUUUAUUGUACAUCUUUACCUAUAUCAAGGACACCUGAACUAAGCUUAAAAUCUGUUUUCCCGCCUAAUGAAAACCUGGUCGACUUACAAGCAAGAAGCCUAGAAUCAGACUUUUUGCCUAAUACUCAAGUGAUGGAUCUGGAAUCUGUCAUUUCUUCUCAGCACCGUAACUUACAUGAUGCGAGUCCCAUUAAUCCAAUGGUUGUCAUCAGUGGAAACUCUUCUCAAAAGCAACCAAAUACACCAUCUGGUCCAAAACCAGACCUAAGUCAACCCUGUCCAUCUCCAGGUCGAUCACCCAGUAUGCAUUCAAAUCCUACGCAAUCCAAUGAAAAAAAUGAAGAAGCAGGUCCGAAAAACUCACAGCCACUUGCUCCUAAACCAUUACCGCAAUCGAAUAGUAGAAUGUUUUAUUCAUUAAGUUCUGACAUGAAAACGUGGACGGAGUUAAAAAACUCCACUAUCUAUUAUUUGAAAGCUUCACAUAACCAUUUCUUCAAACAAAACCAACCAUCAUUUUAUCAGAACUUUUCGAAAGCGUCAACUUACAUCUUUUACCAUCAGUUGGCCUGUAACUUAGCGAGAAAAGAACUUAUCAAAAGGAAUGUUGUAAAGGAUAUUAGGAAAAUUUUGAGAAAGUUGAUUAAGGUCGUCUUCAGAAUCAACGUAAAUGCUUCAGUAUAUUUCAAUUCUAGUAGCAAAAUCGUUAUGAACUCCUCCGACAUCAAGAAAUUCAAUGGAGACAUGCUGACUUCGAACCGCGAUACUUUGAAUAAUGGCACAAGAACUUCUGAAGCCUUUGUCUUACCUAACAAUAUUGAGUUUCCUGAUUUAAGAAAUGUUAGUACUAGUACCACAACUUCUUUUAAUCCUAACGCAAGCUUAGAUAGCUCACAUCAAGGAACUAUGACGUCAGAAACUAUUCAGAUCAGCCCAGAUUCCCCAAGAGCGUCAAUUCCAACUAAUACAACUCAAACAUCGAAUAUGCUCAUCGACGAGGAGACAGGUAUUGUUUUGAAUUCUCUCUUUAAUGUGAUACACACUGACUUCACAAAUAUUUUCAAACUUGUCAACAACCUUCACAACAUUAUCAUUGAUUCUGUUUCACCGGAUGAUGCAUUAGUUCAGAUAUACCCAAGAUUUAUAAGAAACUCCUUUGAGGGUAUAGUGUGGACCAAAUCAGAUCCUUCAUUUGCUUCCAAAUCUGAAGAUUCGAGUGAUAUUUCCAACAAAUCGGACCAGGGGAAUGCGAGCUCCUCAUUUUUUCCAGAGUCUCUUUCGAGUCUUAUGUUUUCAGGAAGGCAGUACAGUAGUUCAAGUUCUAGAACUGUCAACUCCAAUUUAGAAAAGCAAAACUCUUCGGGAUCAAUAGGAAAAAUACACAACAAAUUACGUGCACGGUCAAAAGGUUCUAAACCUGCCAGGUACCCCUUAAAUCAUACGACUUUAAAUCUUCUUAGGGACAAGCUAUCCCUGAUCAGCAAUAUCUACAAGACGGACAAUUCAGCGAUUUUAAGUUCAGUUGACGGCGGAAAAUUAGUCGAACUCAGUAUGGGAACAUAUAAUGGUUUGAAAGAAUCCGCUGCUUUUCUCAAUAUAAUUGAUAAGUUGGACCUACAAUUUUUCUUUAACUUGAAACGUUGCCAUUCUAAUGAAAACCUCGAAAAAGAAUUUCACGAGUUCAGUGAAUCAUCCAUGACUAACGCAGUUCCUAUUCUCCUAGAAUAUUAUGAUCUAAAGCAGGCGUUGCAUGACAUUACAAUUCGUUAUGUCAUGGACACUCAAAAUCUUUCACUCAGAGAUCCAUUUGUCUUCUGCUCAAUGCGAGGAGAGCUUUCUCAGUUCUCAAAAGGUAGUCAUGCAGAAUUGUUUCAAUUAGUACAAGAGGAAAAGAAGAGUAAUAGUUUGUAUGAACAUCUUGUAUCUCAGGAUGUAGAAAUCAACGGCAUGUCAUUUUUGGAUACCCAAGAAGUACUUCAUGAAGCAGCUACGAGAUAUUACAACAUUGCGACUUUAAUAUCCGUGAUUAUCGAGCAGUUGAUUGUAGAAAGAGAAAAUGUGAUAAAUUAUGCAGCAAGAAUGAUGAACAAUGACUUUAUGGAUGUUCUACUCAAAGAUGAACAAUACGAAUAUGAUGAAAAUCUUUCUUCUUCUGUAACCAUCUCACAGACCAUGAGUGAUGACCAAGAAACGCAACAAAGUUCCAAGGCGUCGAUGUUUUUGUCUUCGACCUUGGACUCGAAAUCACCAACGUUUUUGCAGCAUUCUUUCGUAGAUGAACUACCUUGGUUUCUCGAUUCGGAGCAUGAAACUGAGCUUAUUUAUUCCCCUAACGGUCAUAUCAAAGGUGGAACUAGACUGGCUCUUAUUGAACAUCUCACUAAUCACAAAUCGAUCGAUGCGUUCUUUAAUAUUGUCAUUCUAACAACUUUUAGAAGUAUGUUUAGCACAGCUGAAUUUUUGAGGUACUUAUUCAAGCGUUUUGAUCUUUCCCCUCCUGAAGGUUUAAGUUAUGAAGAGUAUAAUGUAUGGGUCGAUAGAAAACAGAAACCAAUCCGAAUUCGGGUUAUCAAUAUUAUAAAAGCAUGGCUCACUGAUUAUUGGAAUGAUUGCUAUUAUGAAGACUCACAGGAUAGCUUGGAUGAGCUGAAUACUGUAGUAAACAUGGCAAUUUUGGAUGAAAUUUCUGGUGCAGCUGAAUUGAGGCCUCUCGUUGAACGAAAAAUCGCUGUAAAUGAAUUAAAGCUAAAACGCAAGGAUUAUGAGCCGAAACCUAGUCCUACUCCUCCACCAGCUUUGAAAAAUGGAUUAUCAAAGACAUCAGCUACUUUUAGGCUGAGAAAGCAUAAACUGACAGAUUUUGAUCCUAUUACGUUUGCACAACAAUUGACUUUGGAAGAACAUAUUUUAUACUCUGCUAUCGACCAAUUUGAAUGUUUGGACCGUAUUUGGGGUAAAAAAGUAUGCGAUUUCGGUGGUUCAGCUAAUAUUUCAAACUUUAUCACGUCAUCGAAUCAUCUUACAGAUUUCGUUUCCUACACCAUAGUCAAAGAGACUGACCUCAAAAAAAGAGCCCAAAUUCUACAAUUUUUCAUCCAGGUUUCUGAACAAUGUUAUAACCUCAAAAAUUUCUCAUCAAUGACAGCAAUUGUUUCUGCAUUAUACUCAUCUCCUAUCUUCAGGUUGAAAAAGACUUUCGACCGUUUACCUAAGCAUAUUUUGAAUUCUUUGGAUAAGCUCAAUACUUUGAUGGAUUCGACCAGAAACUUUUUCAGAUACCGUGACCUUUUGAAGACUGUGCAUGAUGUUCCAUGUGUUCCAUUCUUUGGUGUUUAUUUAUCAGAUCUUACUUUUACAGCAAGCGGUAACCCUGAUAACCUUAACAAUAACCCUAAUCUUUUCAACUUUUCAAAGAGACUGAAGAUUGUAAUGAUAUUAAACGAAAUCAUGUCCUUCCAAAAAAUCACUUAUAAACUCAAACAUUCUGAAGAGGUUAAGUUGUUUUUAGAGGCAGAAAUGGAAAAUAUACUAUCCAUCGAAAAGCAAUAUGAAUUGAGUUUAAAAAUCGAACCCCGGGUAGAUGUAUCAUCCUCUUUUAACAGUGCGGAAUACAACACCCCUACCGAUUUAUCCAAAGCUGGUAGUAAAAAAUUGCGAUUUGGAAGACUAAGAAAGUGA